This is a messenger RNA of Saccharomycodes ludwigii, 1059 nucleotides long. Its product is annotated as conserved putative copper oxidase. The transcript has a single exon. NCBI's taxonomy places the organism in Eukaryota, Fungi, Ascomycota, Saccharomycetes, Saccharomycodales, Saccharomycodaceae. The record is from RefSeq and is a predicted model, not a curated record. Bases 1 to 1059 code for a protein of 352 amino acids.
AUGCAAAUCACUGCUAGCCUAGCCACCUUAUUUUUAGCUUUAGCUCCUGCUGUUAACGCACACUUUAGAAUUCCAUUCCCAGGUGAAAGAAAUUCUACCAAUUGGGGUACUCAAACCACUGCUCCAUGUGGUGGUGACAAUACCACCGUUUUGCCACGUUAUGAAUGGAAUCCAAAUGGUUCUCCUAUAGAUUUAUUCAUGCAUCAUAAUAAAUCUGUUGGUGCUAUUUACCUAUGUCCUAAGGAUGACUGUAGUAAAGUUGAGGAUUUCGAUAUUGUUGUACGUGAGCCAUUCGAUAUGUUUACACCCGGUAACUUCUGUAUUCCUGCUUUACAAAUUCCAUCCGAAUAUAAUAAAGAAGGUUUCAACGGUACUUUACAAGUUGUUUACGCCUCUACCGGUUCUACAUACGGUGAUUACAUGUAUAUGUACAAUUGUGUUGAUUUUACCAUUUCUUCAGAUGGACCAAUUUACAAUGGUUCUCAAUGUUCUAACACCUCUCAAACUAUUGUCGCCAACGACACCGUUUUAGAUGCCGAAUUUAGUUCGGAAGAAGCCACUUUAACCUCAGCUGCUCCACUAAUGAGUAGUCAAUCCUAUAGUUUGUUAAACUCUUUCUUCACUUACACCAAAAAUAUGACUACUACUGCUACUACUGCCAACUCUUCUGCUACAGGUAUGGCCGGUAUGGACAUGAGUGGUAUGGACAUGAGCGGCAUGGAUAUGAGCGGUAUGGACAUGAGUGGUAUGGACAUGUCAACAACUACUGCUGUUAACUCAACUUCCACAAUGUCUGGCAUGGACAUGAGUGGUAUGUCUAUGAGCGGUAUGGAUAUGAGUGGCAUGGACAUGAGUGGUAUGGAUAUGGGAAGUACUUCAUCUGCAGCUGCUUCUUCUACAGCCUCUUCGGUAGCUGCUUCUUCUACUACAGAUGCUUCUUCCACAACUGCUUCUUCAAAUUCCACUUCUACUGUUAAAUCUAAAAACGAGGCCAACUCUAGUGGUUUGAGCGCUGCUUUGACUUUGUUUGUAAGUGGACUAUUGACUUUCUUGUUUUGA